Molecule: messenger RNA, 2190 nt
Organism: Botrytis cinerea B05.10
Lineage: Eukaryota; Fungi; Ascomycota; Leotiomycetes; Helotiales; Sclerotiniaceae
Exons: 2
Coding region: 279-1955 (558 amino acids)
Source: RefSeq, a predicted model, not a curated record
GAACCAAAACUUUAAUGAUACCUACUUACUUAAACUUGAGAAAUACCACAGAAAAUGUCAAUAUCCCAUAGAAUCAUGUUAUUUACUUAUCAUUUUGCUUCUCUCACAUCUAUUUAUAACAAUUUAUUUCCAACAGAGUCUCCUUGAAUAUUGGUUUGAGUGAAAGAAGAAGAAAGAGUUUAUUGAUUGAGAGUGUGUGAAUUGUGUUCGUGUCUGUGUGCGCAAUUGGAAGAAUCGACGUCGAAAUUUGCUUUGCUUUGCUUUGCAUUGUCGCAACUAUGGUGAAUACCCAAGAGCUUCUGGCUCAAAUGGAGACAGAAUAUUGUCCUCCACUCGACAACAGUACGUUUCGUGCAAUAAUCGCAGAUUACGAUCUCUCCAAUAAAGAGCAAAUUCAGACGGCGCGCGUGGUUUUGGACAUGAUAAGGAAAGAUGCAGAGUUUGAAGAAGCUACUGGCUUCGAUCCGAGUGGAACUUGGGGCGGAACAUACACAAAUAGAGGGGAAACUUCAGCAGAGCAGAAUUCGCAGAAUGGCAAUAGCAGAAAUGACGAUGCGAGCACAAGUAGUAAAAGUGUACCUGGAUGGAGUAGUUCUACAGACGAUACAUUGAGUCAAAGAACAUCCUCACUAGAUCUUUUGGAAGGAUUGGACUUUCCGGGCAGCGAAGAUGCUUACAAGGGGACUGACUUUACGGAUUCUCUUGAGGGAAUGGAUGUGAACAGUCAAGAGGAUUUCUUACUUUCGACUUUCGAGACUCUGAAACCUUUUGAUGUCAAAUAUUCCCUGAAGAAGUCCAAAGGAAAUGUUAAUUUGGCGAUCGAGGAUUUACUCAAUCUAUCCUUCCUCGAGGAAACAGGAUCGAGGAGACGUGGUAUUGAAGCCUUCUCUGAAAGUUCCGCAUUACCUAAAGCCCGCAAACAAAAAGGAAAGAGAAAAGGUCGAAAGACUGAAGCCUCUGAAAGCAGUACCGUUGCAGACAAUUCACCUAUUUCUUCUGAAGCGAGUAAAUGGGAGACGGGCAGAAAGGAUGUCGAAUUCCUAUCUACCAGAACCGGCAUACCUAUGCAACAGAUUACUUCAAUGUACCACAAUCAUGGAGCUUCUGUCAAAGCGACAAUCUUAUCAAUCAUUGAAAACUAUCCUGCCACCGAUAUGGAAGAGGAAGACCCAAUAAUUGAAGUGCAAGCAAUGGAACUUGGGGAAGCUUUUCCUUCAAUUAAACCCUCCCACAUACUCGUUCUCACUCAAAUCACAUAUCCAUAUACAGCCAAUGCGCAUGAACUGGCAAAUGCACUCAUAGCGACUCCUAUUUCCAAGCCAGGCAAACCAAACCUUCAAGUUGAAAUCCGACAUGUGCCUCUUAAUAUCGACCUCUCCCCCACGAUUUUAUCAGCUUCAAAACAGUACUCCUUAAAUGCUAUCUACCCCACGCAUUCUACCUCCUCUAAUCCUGGUACACCACUCUCUCCCUCUACAGACUCAAGCCCUCACGUCAAUGCACGUAACACUGCUUUCCAAAAAGCAUCCGCUGCGUACAAAAAGUCCAAAUCCAAUCCUCUGAUGGGCGGCGCAGCAGCUUAUUACUCCCAACUGGGACGAGAUGCCAAUGUCCGUGUUAAAAAUGUCGAAAGUGCUGCAGCGGACGAAUUAGUCAUGAGUCAAUGUUGGAGCGGCGGUAUAGAUUUACAUGGAGUUGGAGUCCGAGAUGCAGUGAGAAUCGCAAGAGAGAAAGUAACCAUGUGGUGGGUUUCAGAGGAACAGAGAAGAGUCAGCGGUGGAUAUACACGAGCGGGGCCACAACAGGGAUUCAAAAUCGUAACGGGUGUGGGAAAUCACAGUGAAGGCGGAAAAGGAAAGUUAGGACCUGCUGUAGCGAGGAUGUUGAUUAAGGAGGGGUGGAAAGUACAGGUCGGGAGCGGCGCAUUGCUUGUUAUGGGGGUGGCGAGGAAGUAGGAAUAUCUUGGGUAGAUCAUUUUGUCUGGGCGUAUCAAAGUAGGCGCACUUGAUGGAGUCGUUUGGUCGUUAGGUGAUGGAAAAGGGCGUCUCGGCGAUUGUGUGGGUGGACGAUGGAGUUUGAAAGACUUCCCAGCGAACUUUUUUCUGCUUACGAAUAUGAGCGUAUAAAGUCUAUUGAAAAAUUAUGCAUAGAUAGAUUUAUGAGCGUCAUUAGAGUAGAUCAAUGUACUCA